AUGAACGAUCCUGUUGUGCCCAAAUCCGCCUUCAAGGAGGACGUCAGAGGCAAGUUCGCAGGAACCGAAAAUGCGUACCUCUUGCCGCACCAUGUGGAGGAGGUGAACCGGUUGCAGCGCCAGCAUGCAUUUAUUGCAACUCACACCGGUGGAAAAUUGACCCAUGCUAAGCUGCCCAAGGGUGCAAGCAUAUUGGACGUUGGAUGCAGUGACGGCACGUGGCUUGCCGACUUGGCCGGCCUUAGAGGCGACGGUCCGGUCCGUGAGGAUCUGAAGCUAUGUGGAGUUGAUAUCGGGGAUGCGCUGUUUCGAAAGGAUGACCGACUUGAUCUGAAAAAGCAUGAUAUCCGAUAUCCCUUUCCGGAAUCAUGGGGGUGGAAGAACAAGUUUGAUCUCGUGCACCAGCGCCUGCUGGUUUGGGGAAUCAAGGCCAACGAAUGGGAUGUGGCUGUGAAGAAUCUCGUUGACACUGUCAAACCUGGUGGAACGAUUCAGCUGGUGGAGGCGGAGUGGGUCAAGCUUGAUGGUUACACAGAUGAGCAAGUCCAACAGAAGAAGCUCGCUCUUGUGCAGGAGUGGUCUGCAGGUGCGGCUGGUAUGGACGUUCACAUUUGGAAGCGCCUCCCGAGCUUGCUCGAGUCGCUCAACCUGAAGGACAUCCACGUCGAGAGCUUUCCUCUGGGAUACGGUGCGACGACGGCGCGACCAGAAGAUCGUGACUGGACCGGGGAGUUGCUACCAGAGUCGUUCCGCCAAUUUGCAGGAAUCAUGCCAGCCGAUGGCAUUCCGGGGGUGGCAAAAACGCCCGAAGAGUAUCUUGCGUGGCUUGACGACUUGAUCGUGGAGUUCAAGGCGAUCGGGUACACCCCUAUCGUGAAGUGGGUGACGGGCAAGAAGUCCGCAUAG
Messenger RNA from Dissoconium aciculare CBS 342.82, 906 nucleotides. Its product is annotated as putative methyltransferase. The transcript is spliced from 4 exons. The record is from RefSeq and is a predicted model, not a curated record. Lineage: Eukaryota; Fungi; Ascomycota; Dothideomycetes; Mycosphaerellales; Dissoconiaceae. Bases 1 to 906 code for a protein of 301 amino acids.